Diceros bicornis minor is the source of this 1860-nucleotide messenger RNA. It is a transcript of the gene TNFRSF11B, whose product is annotated as TNF receptor superfamily member 11b. The coding region runs from base 176 to 1381 and encodes 401 amino acids. The transcript has 5 exons. The record is from RefSeq and is a predicted model, not a curated record. Lineage: Eukaryota; Metazoa; Chordata; Mammalia; Perissodactyla; Rhinocerotidae. Gene Ontology annotation, biological process: signal transduction. Gene Ontology annotation, molecular function: protein binding.
GAAAGGUGCAAAGUUUGGUCCAGAUAGGGAAUGAAUGAUCAAAGCCAAGCCGAUACUUCCUGUUGCCGGGACGCUAUAUAUAACGUGAUGAGUGCACGGGCUGCGGAGACGCACCGUAGCGCUCGCCCCGCCGCCGCCGCCGCCUGCGAGCGCCUGAGGUUUCCCGGGGACCACAAUGAACAAGUUGCUGUGCUGCGCGCUCGUGUUCCUGGACCUCUCCAUUAAGUGGACCACCCAGGAAAACUUUCCUCCAAAGUACCUUCAUUAUGACCCAGAAACCUCUCGUCAGCUGAUGUGUGACAAAUGUCCUCCUGGCACCUCCCUAAAACAGCACUGUACAGCGAGGCGGAAGACUGUGUGUGCCCCUUGUCCUGACCACUACUACACAGACAGCUGGCACACCAGUGACGAGUGUCUGUACUGUACCCCUGUGUGCAAAGAGCUGCAGUAUGUCAAGCAGGAGUGCAGUCGCACCCACAACCGCGUGUGCGAAUGCGAGGAAGGGCGCUACCUUGAGCUCGAGUUCUGCUUGAAGCACAGGACCUGUCCCCCUGGAUUUGGAGUGCUACACGUUGGAACCCCAGAGCGAAAUACAGUUUGCAGAAGAUGUCCAGAUGGAUUCUUCUCAAAUGAGACGUCAUCUAAAGCACCCUGUAGAAAACACACAAAUUGCAGUGCUUUUGGUCUUCUUCUAACUCAGAAAGGAAAUUCAACGCAUGACAAUAUAUGUUCUGGAAGAAGUGAAUCAACUGAAAAAUGUGGAAUAGAUGUCACCCUGUGUGAGGAGGCAUUCUUCAGGUUUGCUGUUCCUACCAAGUUUACCCCUAACUGGCUAAGUGUCCUGGUAGACAGCUUGCCUGGCACCAAAGUAAACGCAGAGAGUGUAGAGAGGAUAAAACGGCGACACAGCUCGCAAGAGCAAACUUUCCAGCUGCUGAAGUUAUGGAAACAUCAAAACAAAGACCAAGAUAUGGUCAAGAAGAUCAUCCAAGAUAUCGAUCUCUGUGAAAGCAGUGUUCAGCGGCACAUUGGGCACGCAAAUCUCACCUUCGAGCAGCUUCGCGGCUUGAUGGAAAGCUUGCCGGGGAAGAAAGUCACAACGGAAGACAUUGAGAAAACAAUGAAGGCAUGCAAAUCGAGUGAGCAGAUCUUGAAGCUGCUCAACCUGUGGAGAAUAAAAAAUGGCGACCAAGACACCCUGAAGGGCCUAAUGCAUGCACUAAAGCACUUGAAAACAUACCACUUUCCCAAAACUGUCACUCAGAGUCUGAAGAAGAUCGUCAGAUUCCUUCACAGCUUCACGAUGUACAAAUUGUAUCAGAAGCUCUUUUUAGAAAUGAUAGGGAACCAGGUCCAAUCAGUCAAAAUAAGCUGCUUAUAACCGGAAAUGGUCAUUGGGCUGUUUCCUCACAAUGGACCAGAUCCGAUGGAUGAAUAAACUGUUUCUCAGGCACUUGACAAGGGUUACAACGAUUUCUUUCUCAUCACCAAGGACUGGAUUUGGCCACAGGGCACAAAAAGAAACUAUGUUUUGGAGAAAGAACUUAACAUCUCCCUCCAAAGUCCAAUAAACCCCAAAUAGUUUAUCCAACUGACAGAUCUGGUCCAAUAUCUACUGACUACGUUUUCCCUUAUUACUGCUUGCAGUAAUUCAACUGGAAAUAAGAAACUAGACUCCAUUGUGCCUUACUAAAUAUGGGAAUGUCCAAUUUAAAUAGCUUUGAGAUUUUAGCUGUGCUAGAGGCUUUUAUUAGAAAGCCAUAUAUUUUUCUCUGUAAAAGUUACUAAUAUAUCUGUAACACUAUUAUAGUAUUUGCUAUUUAUAUUCAUUCAGAUAGAAGGUUUGUACAUAUUAUCAUC